Messenger RNA from Cicer arietinum (chickpea), 1071 nucleotides. RefSeq names its product protein MAINTENANCE OF PSII UNDER HIGH LIGHT 1. NCBI's taxonomy places the organism in Eukaryota, Viridiplantae, Streptophyta, Magnoliopsida, Fabales, Fabaceae. The record is from RefSeq and is a predicted model, not a curated record. Gene Ontology annotation, cellular component: chloroplast thylakoid membrane. Gene Ontology annotation, biological process: regulation of protein complex stability.
CCCUUCAAACUCCACCACUAAUCACCAAUCCUUAACACACACACACACAAACACAUUUUCACUUCCACCAUCAAAACAACCAAACCAAAAUCAUAUAAUUGAAACUCUUUUCUUGUGUGCUUUUCUUUUAAAAUUAAUUUAUUUUUAAACUCAUUCAUUGAUUAACUAAUAAUGGCUUGUACAUUACAAGCUACCAUAGCAGCCAACACAUGCACUUUUUCAACAAGGAGAUUCUCUAUGAAGCAUAAAAAGAUUAUCAGCAAGAGAAGUUCUUGCAUGUUUAUUGUUAGAGCUUCUUCUGAUGAAUCUGAUUGCAAUGAUGAAGAAUGUGCACCUGAUAAAGAAGUUGGGAAGGUGAGUAUGGAAUGGUUAGCCGAGGAGAAGACCAAAGUAGUAGGUACAUAUCCACCACGUCGUAAACAGGGUUGGACCGGCUAUGUUGAAAAGGAUACUGCUGGACAGACAAACAUAUAUUCAGUGGAGCCAGCAGUUUAUGUGGCAGAAAGUGCUAUAAGUUCAGGAACAGCUGGUUCUUCUUCCGACGGAGCUCAGAACACAGCCGCAAUUGCAGCUGGACUUGCACUGAUCUCAAUUGCGGCGGCAUCGUCAAUACUUCUACAAGUCGGUAAGAAACCUCCUCAGGUCCAGACACCUGAAUACUCCGGACCAUCUCUUAGUUACUACAUUAACAAGUUUGUGCCACCCGAAAUUACACAAGCACCCGCGCCUACUGAGACCGAACUUUCAUCACCUGUUCAACUUGAGAGUUCGGAGACAGAAGCGUCGUUAUCUGUUCAACCCGAAACAUCUUCUGAACAAGUUUCUCAAGUUCAAGUUGAAUCUCAAAUUCAGGCAGAGGCCUCAAGUGUGGACAUUGUCUCUUAGGUGAUCACAUUGUGUGAUCACUUUUGGCUUAAAAGCAUGACAAAGUAAUUCAUUUUGUGUUAAUAAUAUAUUAUGAGCUUAUUUAUACACUAACAAAACUAAAGGUUGAUGGAUGGAAAUGUUUUUGCUACCAAAUUAAGUUUGUUUAUAUACAUAAUCCCCAAAAUAGUGACAUCAUAUUUGAAA